Messenger RNA from Mollisia scopiformis, 999 nucleotides. RefSeq names its product 60S ribosomal protein L11. Bases 19 to 546 code for a protein of 175 amino acids. Gene Ontology annotation, molecular function: RNA binding; structural constituent of ribosome. The record is from RefSeq and is a predicted model, not a curated record. Gene Ontology annotation, cellular component: cytosolic large ribosomal subunit; ribosome. NCBI's taxonomy places the organism in Eukaryota, Fungi, Ascomycota, Leotiomycetes, Helotiales, Mollisiaceae. Gene Ontology annotation, biological process: translation. The transcript has 4 exons.
CUCUCAACAUCGACCAGAAUGGCUGAAUCCGGAGAGAAGAGCGGUAACCCCAUGAAGGAGCUUCGCAUCCAGAAGCUGGUCCUCAACAUUUCCGUGGGAGAGUCUGGAGAUAGAUUGACUCGUGCUGCGAAGGUGCUGGAGCAAUUGAGUGGUCAAACUCCUGUCUACAGCAAGGCCCGAUACACUGUCCGAACCUUCGGCAUCCGUCGUAACGAGAAGAUCGCCGUACAUGUCACUGUCCGUGGACCAAAGGCUGAGGAAAUCUUGGAACGUGGAUUGAAGGUCAAGGAAUACGAGCUCCGCAAGCGUAACUUCUCCGAGACUGGCAACUUCGGCUUCGGUAUCAGCGAACACAUCGAUCUCGGUAUCAAGUACGACCCUGCGAUUGGUAUCUACGGAAUGGACUUCUACUGCUGCAUGACCCGUCCUGGUGAGCGUGUUGCCAAGCGUCGCCGAUGCCAAACCAAGGUUGGAUCCGCCCACAAGAUCAAGCGUGAUGAGACUGUCAAGUGGUUCAAGAACCGAUUCGAGGGUAUCGUCAGAUAAGUGGUGAAAAUGGUUGAUGAUAUGGGCGCUGGAGUAAACGAUUAUGCAUGGGCGGGGGCUACAUUGGCUGUAUUUUACUGAAUCUACGGAUCAGGACACAAUGAAGCAGUUUGCCUAAAACUGUUCAGCUCAUUCCUUCGGAAUGAGCUGCGGCCUAAGAGACCGACCGGCUUGCCGGCUUUUUGCGAGUACCGAGUGAGAAAUUGUGAUAUUGAGAGGGAUAAUCAUUCUUCUGUUUCCGGUUGUGCUUAAGCAUAUCUAUGGUACACCCCUUCCAAGCGGCACUAAGGGUCAUCCUUCUAAAGAUUGAGCGAAGUAUUCUCGAUUGUACAACCAUUUUUUCCGUCAAAUAUCACAAGUAGGUCCCUCCAAGUCUAAGAAGUUACCUUUCACUCAAUACCAAGCACCAAUAUUCAUAUAUCCAAAUUUCUUCCUCGUUGAUAACCAAUUUAC